Molecule: messenger RNA, 2103 nt
Organism: Abrus precatorius (Indian licorice)
Lineage: Eukaryota; Viridiplantae; Streptophyta; Magnoliopsida; Fabales; Fabaceae
Product: cyclase-associated protein 1-like
Exons: 10
Coding region: 118-1530 (470 amino acids)
Biological process (GO): regulation of adenylate cyclase activity; cytoskeleton organization
Cellular component (GO): cytoplasm
Molecular function (GO): adenylate cyclase binding; actin binding
Source: RefSeq, a predicted model, not a curated record
AAUUUUAUUCUAUUUUAUUUUUUAUUAUUUUUUUAAAAAAGGUUUAACGGCUUCAUCACCUGAACUGGCACCAGAUCUGUUUCAUUUCUUCGAACCAGAGAGAACUGGGCUUGAGGAAUGGAUGAGAAGCUUCUACAGCGGUUAGAAUCGGCGGUGUCGCGCUUGGAGGCGCUAUCCACCAGAUUCCCCAGUGCCGGCAGCGGUGCUGACGCUUCCGAUGCGGUGCUCGAUCCGUCCGUUGUUGCCUUCGGCGAUCUGAUCGACCAGUAUGUCGCUAGGGUUUCGAGUACUGCAGAGAUUAUUGGAGGACAGGUCUUGGAUGUCACCAAGUUUGUGCGGGAAGCUUUCGCCGUUCAGAAAGAGCUCUUGAUUAAGCUCAAGAAUACUCAGAAGCCUGACCGUGCCGGGUUGGCUGAUUUUCUGAAACCAUUGAAUGAAGUAAUCAUGAAAGCUACCUCGUUGACAGAAGGAAGGAGAUCUGAUUUUUUUAAUCACUUAAAGGCUGCUGCUGACAGUCUCUCAGCUCUAGCCUGGAUUGCAUAUACAGGGAAGGAUUGCGGUAUGAGCAUGCCCAUUGCUCAUGUGGAAGAAAGUUGGCAAAUGGCUGAGUUUUACAGCAACAAGGUACUUGUAGAGUACAGAAACAAAGACCCAAAUCAUGUUGAGUGGGCCAAAGCUCUGAAAGAGUUGUAUUUACCUGGUUUGAGGGAUUAUGUCAAGAGCUUUUACCCUUUAGGCCCUGUUUGGAAUCCAACAGGAAAAAUACUUGCUCCAUCAAAGGCUCCUGCACCUGUUGCACCUGUUGCCCCUCCUCCUCCACCUGCUUCUCUUUUUAGUUCUGAAUUAUCUCAGGCUUCAUCUUCUAAGCCUAAAGAGGGGAUGUCUGCUGUUUUUCAACAGAUCAGUACAGGGAAUGUUACUGCAGGUUUGAAAAAGGUUACGGAUGAUAUGAAGACUAAGAAUCGCACAGAUAGAACUGGAAUUGUUGGCACUAGCGAAAAAGAAAGUCGUGCUGCAAGUUCUCAUGUGUCUUCUAAAACAGGACCUCCAAAAUUUGAACUUCAAAUGGGCCGCAAAUGGGUUGUUGAGAAUCAAAUUGAGAAGAAAGACUUGGUCAUAGAAGAUUGUGAUGCAAAGCAAUCUGUAUAUAUUUAUGGAUGCAAAAACUCUGUUUUGCAGAUUCAAGGCAAGGUCAACAAUAUAACUAUUGAUAAAUGCACAAAGAUGGGAGUUGUAUUUAAGGAUGUUGUUGCAGCUUUUGAGAUUGUAAACAGUAAUGGGGUUGAGGUUCAAUGCCAGGGUGCAGCUCCUACAAUUUCGGUAGACAACACUUCUGGCUGCCAGCUAUACCUGAGCAAAGACUCUUUAGAAGCAUCCAUAUCUACAGCAAAGUCAAGUGAGAUCAAUGUAUUGGUUCCUGGUGCUGAGCCUGAUGAUGAUUGGGUGGAGCAUUCUUUGCCACAACAGUACAUUCACUUUUUCAAGGAUGGCCGUUUUGAAACAACUUCAGCUUCUCAUUCUGGAGGUUAAAUUGGUUCGCAAUUUGGAGUUUCUAUUUAUAUUUACAUCAUCUUAUUGCUUGGAAUGCUGUGGGAGUGGCUUCAAUUUGUUGUUUCUUCAAUUCAUUUACAAAUACAAUCAUAUAUAGGUUUACCAUAUUCAUGCUCGGCUGCCUAUGCUUAUGAUUUUUCCUUUGGCUUUUUGAACCAUUGGAAUCAUCCAUCCAUACGACUUUUUUAGUAGUUUGCUUUUGCUUGAGCGUGUUUUUCUCCCAAUUUGCAUUAUGCAAUUGGUUUUUUUCUUUUUUUUUUUUUUUGGUUUUCAGAGGACCCGAACAUUUGUCUGAAUUUUCAUCUUGGUUUUUUUUUUUUUAUCAAGAAUAUCUUGGUUUGAGUGUUUUUGCAUAUUUUGAGGAUGGAUCAAUGGUGUACUUUGUUCGUUAUGAAAGAUGUUUGUGCAUCUGUUUGAAUCGAUUAGUUCCCUCAGUUUCUAAUGAGAAAAGGAAACUAGCUAUGGACGCUCUCGGCGUUUGUCCGUGUACUGGUCAAUAUCUAAAUUUGAUAUAUGAUGACAAAACUUCAAUUCUAAUUAUAGUUCAAUUUU